Messenger RNA from Geodia barretti, 372 nucleotides. Lineage: Eukaryota; Metazoa; Porifera; Demospongiae; Tetractinellida; Geodiidae. The record is from the annotation of a GenBank genome assembly.
AUGCCAGUAGUUCAGCGGCCCUACGUUCCCCCCGAAGACCAGACCCCCAACGAGGAGACCUACGCCCGGCCCGGCGACACCCAGGCCAAUGAGGGCAGCUCCCUCGACCCUAUCACCUUCUACGCCGACUCCAUGCACAUCUUCAGCAGCCUUUACUCGGCGGUGCUGUUCUUUGGUGAGCAGAUGGAGGAGCGCGAGCCCAUCCUACGCGCCCGCAUCAAGGUGAGCCCCCAGAUGCUCAAGGCCAUCGCCCUGCUGACCGCCAAGCACGUCCGCGAGUAUGAGGACGCCGUUGGCCCUAUCACCCUGCCCGAGCAGGUCUACUCCGCCUGGGAGCUGGACACCGACGGGAGUCACAACCAUGCCGGAUAG